Fusarium redolens is the source of this 1188-nucleotide messenger RNA. RefSeq lists its product as uncharacterized. The record is from RefSeq and is a predicted model, not a curated record. The coding region runs from base 1 to 1188 and encodes 395 amino acids. The transcript has a single exon. NCBI's taxonomy places the organism in Eukaryota, Fungi, Ascomycota, Sordariomycetes, Hypocreales, Nectriaceae.
AUGAUCUUCAGCCGCAUGUUCGCUGCUGCGGUCCUCGCGACCACGAGCCUCGCAGCUUCAUUGGCACCAAGAGCUGUGAAGCCUUGGUCCAACUUCAACAAUAACGCUAUAUUCAAACCCAAGAAGGAAGCUACUAGCUGGCGUACCCUUUACGGCCGAACUCUGCAGCUACCCGACAAGUCACUUCUUCUGUCCUGGGAGGAUUACGAUCCUGAUGUGGAAUUGACCUACUUCCCUAUCUACAAGUCUACAGAUGGUGGUGCAACAUACAAGCCCUUUGCUAGGGUUGAGGAUCAGGUCAACGGCUGGGGCAAUUGGUACCAGCCUUUUCUCUACGCCUUGCCGCAGGACUUUGGCGGGUACCGCAAAGGCACAAUUCUGCUCGCCGGCGUCUCUACUCCUCGCAAUCUGACCGAAGCCUACAUCGACCUUUAUGCUAGUGAGAAUCAGGGUAAAGACUGGGAGUUUGUCAGCCAUAUUGUUUACGGCCCUGGACCUGAGACUAUCAGCCAGGGCGAUCAAGCCGUUUGGGAGCCAUUUCUUAUGAUGCACAAGGGCCAGCUUGUUUGUUAUUAUUCUACCCAAGUCGACCCCAAGUUUAAUCAGAAACUCUCCCACAAGACAACCAAGAAUCUACGCAAGUGGAGCAAGGCUGUUGACGAUGUCGCUUUUCCUAACCCUGAUCAACGUCCUGGCAUGGCAACUGUCGCCUAUAGCCCUAUCUCCAAGAAAUACGUUAUGACGUUUGAGUACUGCGGUGGGCCUCUUACCGGUGGUUGCCCUGUUUACUACAAGGUAUCCCAAGACCCUCUUGACUUUGGAUCCGCUACCGCGCAACCUAUCAUUCCUAAUGACGGACAACUGAACCCUAACGGCAGUCCAUUUGUAAUUUGGACCCCUGAACCCGGAAAGGAGGGCAUGGGAAUCUUCAUUGCCAAUGGCAACAGCCGGGAGGAAGUCUUUGUUAACACAGAUGCUGUUGACCCUAAGGGUUGGAAGCCGGUUAAUGUCGGGCAGUGGUCAGCUUAUUCGCGCGAGCUUCGUAUUAUUGAGACUCCUGAUAGGAGUGCUGCUGAGGGAGAGCCCAAGCUCCUUAUUACAAAUGGCGGAAAUAUCGGUUGCGCAGGAGACUGCUAUAACUAUGUUGCAGACGGACUCGUGGAUAUUCCUAAUUAUCCCCCGAAGUGA